This is a messenger RNA of Ricinus communis (castor bean), 1265 nucleotides long. RefSeq names its product PHD finger-like domain-containing protein 5A. Bases 185 to 517 code for a protein of 110 amino acids. NCBI's taxonomy places the organism in Eukaryota, Viridiplantae, Streptophyta, Magnoliopsida, Malpighiales, Euphorbiaceae. The transcript has 3 exons. Gene Ontology annotation, biological process: mRNA splicing, via spliceosome. Gene Ontology annotation, cellular component: precatalytic spliceosome; U12-type spliceosomal complex; U2 snRNP. The record is from RefSeq and is a predicted model, not a curated record.
CACGUUUGAAAAAGGGAAAAGAAUUAUUGAGGACGUAGCAGUAAUUGCAUAUGAAGAAAAAACUUUUACAGGAACCCCUUCUUCGCAAAAGUUCAAGUCAUGAAUGAAAAAUAAGAAAGAAAGAAAGAAGCGAAAGAAGCAACGACAGGAAUCAGAGAACUCAAAGUGCAGAAGGUAAUACAGAAUGGCAAAGCAUCAUCCUGAUUUGAUCAUGUGCAGGAAGCAACCGGGAAUUGCUAUUGGACGGCUAUGUGAAAAGUGUGAUGGUAAGUGUGUGAUUUGCGACUCAUAUGUGCGUCCUUGCACGCUUGUGCGGGUUUGCGACGAAUGUAACUAUGGAUCCUUCCAAGGUCGGUGUGUUAUCUGUGGAGGAGUUGGCAUUUCUGAUGCAUAUUACUGCAAGGAGUGUACUCAACAGGAGAAAGACCGAGAUGGGUGUCCAAAAAUUGUCAAUUUGGGAAGUGCAAAAACAGAUCUAUUUUAUGAAAGGAAGAAGUAUGGCUUUAAGAAGAGAUGAAAUCAGGGGCAGCCAUGUUGCUGCAUGGUAACAAAUUACUUGCUGGAAUUAUCUUGUUUUUGUUGAUUUGACUUUUAUUAUGAGCAAGUCAUCCACAAUUCCAAGAAUCCUCAUCCAGGCACAUAAUCCUUAUACAGCAUUAUGACUUAACAAUCUACAUAUUCAGAGAUCCAGCAAAAGAACUACUAACUGGAAACUCUUGGUUUAGUGCAUUGUUCAGAUGGAUAACUGGCAUUGUGUUUAUUUGUAGCGCACAAGUGCAAUAUCUGUAGAAUGUUGCAAUUGUAACUGAUUUGAAUUAAUGGAUUUCUUAAUUUCAUGCUCACUGAAGCUACCUUUGGAUUGCUGCGCACGCUCUUCAAUUGUCUAAGCAUCUUUGAGGAAGGAGAUGCAACUUAAGUGAUUGUUCAUGGUUAAUGCAGACAAGCUUGGCAGCUGCAUGUUCAGGUAAACCAAAAUGGGUAGGAGAAGCCCAUGUUUUGCACACCAUACCUAAUAAUUACAGUGAGUUGUAGGUUAAGAACCGAUAUAGAGUACCUUUAGCUGCAGCAAUAAAUGGCUGGAUAAAGACAACCAUAGCUUACCCCUGUUUGGUUUGUCCUCAGAAUAUGCUUCAAAAGUCAAAUGUGUUUCAAACGCAAUUUUAUUUGUGGGAACAUCUUUUUGUAAUGUUCCAACUGUAGUUCAACGGGUGAAUCAGGUCAUUCUGAAUAAAUAUUGCUGAUGAUUGGUUGCUGGUGGCUGAAAA